AUGGAGGAAACCAUCAAAAAUAUACGAAGCAGGAUUUCCAAGAAACUAUCCAGCACCAUCACUACCGCCGGUACUUCCAGCAUCAUCGUCGAGGCAUCAGCCUCAGCGCGAGUCUUCGCGAUCGGAGAGCUCGUUGACAUGAUUCUCGAUUACGUGUCACCGAACCAGCUCUACGCCCUUCGUCAUCUCAACAGCAAGUUCAUGGGCACUACCUGCCGGAUGAGGAUUCUACACUUCAUGUUCAUUGAACCUCAAUUCCUAUCGCUAAGGCUGCGACACUUGACCAACCUGCUCCGAACUGAGAACCUGAGGACAUGCACAUACCCCUUCAUAAUCGCAGUCAUCUACCCAUCGUCAGCGACAAACGACUUUGUCAUUCAGCUCGACCUUGACAGCGAGGCCGCGCAGAUGUCAAACAAAGAUCUCAAGGCAACGCUGCGCAAGAACCGGAAGGCACCAUACCAAUCGACAGCUACAUGGAGGAAGGUCUUGCUUUGCCCGCUCGCCAACAGGACCCUACGUUUGGAUAUACAGACGGGUGGGGUUACUCAUCACGCGCAUCGAUAUGGUGCUGGAAAAAAGGUUAAGUUGGAAAGGCUGCUCCAAGAUGCGGAGAGAGUGGCGUUACCUGGAAUUCGUCAUUUCAGGGAUAGGCACUGGUGGAUGAGCUAA
Fulvia fulva is the source of this 672-nucleotide messenger RNA. RefSeq lists its product as uncharacterized. The transcript has 2 exons. The coding region runs from base 1 to 672 and encodes 223 amino acids. Lineage: Eukaryota; Fungi; Ascomycota; Dothideomycetes; Mycosphaerellales; Mycosphaerellaceae. The record is from RefSeq and is a predicted model, not a curated record.